Molecule: messenger RNA, 2022 nt
Organism: Chara braunii
Lineage: Eukaryota; Viridiplantae; Streptophyta; Charophyceae; Charales; Characeae
Source: the annotation of a GenBank genome assembly
UGCAGCUAUAUACAGUUAUGGGUAUGUAGUAUGUAGGCAGCUAUAUAUAGAUAUGGGUAUGUGCUCAGCUAUAUACAAGUAUGGGCAUGUAUUCAGGUCUGGCUGUGACAUAUGUGUCAUUGAUACUAAUGAACGGAGCGGGCCAGCCCGCACUACUUUACCUCGUGCCGUGUACUUUGGGAACGGUGCUCGUCCUCGGCUUCUUCCGGAAAGAGCUGUUGAUUCUGUGGGAUGGCGGCAAGGAUGAAGAUGCUGAUGUCGAGAAAGCCUUCAGGCAGAGGGGGACCGAUUCUGGCAACGAGGGGACCAGUUCCAUUGAGUCGUUCCCAAAGGUUGUGUAGUUUGUUCGGCCGCUGGUCCCAAAGACUGUGCAGCUUCGUUCGGACACUUGGUUCCACUUGGUCCCAAAGGUUGUGUUAGUCGCGUUCGGACUCCUGGUCCCACUUGGUCCCACUUGGUCCCAAAGGUCGUGUAAGUCUCGUUCGGCCUNCCACUUGGUCCCAAAGGUUGUGUUAGUCGCGUUCGGACUCCUGGUCCCACUUGGUCCCACUUGGUCCCAAAGGUCGUGUAAGUCUCGUUCGGCCUCUUGGUCCCACUUGGUCCCAAAGGUUGUGUUAGUUGCGUUCAGACUCCUGGUCCCACUUGGUCCCACUUGGUCCCAAAGGUUGUGUUAGUCGCGUUCGGACUCCUGGUCCCACUUGGUCCCAAAGGUUAUGUAUUUUCGUUCGGACGCUGGUGGGUAUGAUGAUGACAGUGACGAGGAUGGAGUUGACAACAGUUGGGGUCUGUUAUGAGGGGAAAGCCUCACGUUCCCUGCCGCCGCUGUGAGAGGAACACAACGAGGGAAAGCCUCGCGUCCCCUGCCGUCGCUGCGAGAGGAACGCACCGCUUGUUCCGAUUAUUGUGAGCGAGGUGAUACGAUCUGAUAUAUGUGUCAACACUGUCAAGCAUAUUCACCCAUUUUGCAAUUUGAGCAAGCGGAAGUUUUUCCACAAAGGUGGAAGUUUUUCUACAAAGGUGGAAGUUUCGUGAAAGGUGGGCGAUUCUUCAAAGCCACACAAGGUCGGGGACUCGGGAGAGUGACGAGAACAUGCUUAUGGGGAAAGCAUGCAUGUUUCCAAGGUGAUGGCGAUGGUAGGGUGCCGGCAGAGGGCAGGCCGGCUGAGCACCUUGGGCUGCGACAAAUGGCGAGGCUUGUACAGGCGCAGGUCGGCUCCGUACGGGACGAGAUUGGGCUGUGAUCGAGUGGACUAGAUCGCUAUGAAUAACGUCGGUGUGCUCAAGAAAACUGUGUAGGGAGGGAGUGUUUGCGGGUGUGUAUGUGUGUGUGUCUGUGUAUAGAAGGGGGGGGGGGGGAGAGCCCCAGUGAGAGAGUGGCGGAGAAUGAGAAGGGGUUUUGCAUGGUGGAAGAGUGUUUUUGCCCACUGUGUGUUAGUGGUAAAGGGAACGUGGACUCGUACACUGCUGCUGAUUCUACGAGUCGCCUUCCAUGAACUGUCUAGCUCUGUCUGUCAGGACCCAAAUUGCGAUAUCAUUCUGUUCUCUAGCUUUGUGAGUCUCUCUCUCUCUCUCUCUCUCUCUCUCUCUCUCUCUCUCUCUCUCUCUCUCUCUCUCUCUCUCUCUCUCUCUCUCUCUGUCUGUGCAUAUUAUUUCAUUUCCAAGUUCCGUUCUGCAUGUGUUUUCAGACUUUAUUGGUGCACGUAGGCCCAGUUUUUGUUGUACUUCUUGCUCGACGGAGUUGUAUGAUAUGACGGCAUUCUGGGCUUUAGGGCAUGAUCUAAGAUUUCAUUUCUGCAUCUCUGCAUGUUAUGACGUACAGUGUGGGGCUUUGUCGACAAUUUUAUUUUUGUAUCUGGGUCCCGUUCUUUGACAUUGCAACUGUCGGACCCUGGUCUUCUCGAAUUGCGUCUCCCUACCCACCCCCCUGGUCCCCUUUUUGACAACGACUUGACUACAGAAUGCCAGGAAACGGGCUGGGCAUCCCUCACACUGAUGGCGACCCAAUGAAGAGGCAUUCCAACG